AUGCGCAUUUUGGUGCUCCAUGGCUACUCUGGCAACGCCUUGUGGCAAGAGAAGAAGGAUCAGAAGCUGCAACAGUUGCUGGCACAAUUCUCAGUGCAACUGCACCAUGUCGACGCGCCGAUCCAACUGCCUCCCUUUUUCUCGGGGCGCGAUCCGAUGCAACGACGUCUGUCUUGGUGGUCCUUGAAGAGAGAUGACAGUUGGAGGCGGUUACCUGGCGCCCAUCCCGGACCUCAACUUCCGCUGGAAGCUGAUGAGCUGGAGGCUGGGGUGCUGUUUUCAUCGCGCUGA
Cladocopium goreaui is the source of this 291-nucleotide messenger RNA. The record is from the annotation of a GenBank genome assembly. Lineage: Eukaryota; Dinophyceae; Suessiales; Symbiodiniaceae.